Messenger RNA from Populus euphratica (Euphrates poplar), 1906 nucleotides. Its product is annotated as calcineurin B-like protein 4. The coding region runs from base 324 to 1010 and encodes 228 amino acids. Gene Ontology annotation, molecular function: calcium ion binding; kinase binding. NCBI's taxonomy places the organism in Eukaryota, Viridiplantae, Streptophyta, Magnoliopsida, Malpighiales, Salicaceae. The record is from RefSeq and is a predicted model, not a curated record. Gene Ontology annotation, biological process: calcium-mediated signaling. The transcript is spliced from 9 exons.
AAAAGAGAGGGAAGCUGUUGAAGUCAUAUGCUAAAGCCACAAGAAACGCAAGAUCCUGAAUAUCUUAUGCUGUUCCUCCUGUACAGAAAACUUUACAGUGAAGAAAGGACAGAUUAAAGUGCUGUCUUUCAGACUUUCCAAGAUUACACAAGACACUCGCAAAAGAGAGGUUUUGAGCUGCGAAAAGGCUGCAGAUAAUCAAGCUCGGUCACCAAUCAAUCUACACUUUGUGAAAUUACCAGUUGGUGUUUUCAAAUAGUUCAAUUGGCAUGAGCCCACUGAUUUCCAAGAAAUUUUAUCACUGACUGGUGCUAGUUGUCUUCAUGGGUUGCUACCCUUCAAAGAGAACUAAAGAGACACCGGGGUACGAGGAGCCAACAGUACUUGCUGCUGAAACACCCUGUGAGUAUGCAUUUUCAAGAGGCUCAUUGUUGCAACAUCCUAGUUUUACUGUUAGCGAAGUAGAGGCUUUAUACGAACUCUUUAAGAAAUUAAGUCGUUCGGUCAUUGAUGAUGGGCUUAUUCACAAGGAAGAACUUCAGCUUGCACUCUUCAGGAACAAAAACAGGAGGAACCUUUUCGCAGACAGGAUUUUUGAUUUAUUUGAUGUCAAGCGCAAUGGAGUAAUUGAGUUUGGAGAAUUUGUUCGAUCUUUGGGUGUCUUUCAUCCAAAUGCACCAGUUGAAGACAAGAUCCAUUUUACUUUCAGAUUAUAUGAUUUAAGGCAAACAGGUUUCAUUGAACGAGAGGAGUUGAAGGAGAUGGUACUGGCACUUCUGCAUGAAUCGGAUCUAUUGCUGUCCGAUGAUGUUGUUGAAACAAUUGUUGACAAGACAUUUUGCGAUGCAGAUUUAAAAGGUGAUGGAAAAAUUGAUCCUGAAGAGUGGAUGGAAUUUGUGUCUAAGAACCCUUCUCUUAUAAAGAACAUGACUCUACCGUAUUUAAUGGAUAUAACCUUGGCAUUUCCCAGCUUCGUGUUAAGUACUGAAGUUGAAGAUUCAGAAGUGUAGCAGAAAGGUAUCAAUCAUGUCAUUUCUAGCGAAGGUGAUCCGCUCGUUUUGGAUCAACUCUAUUUGAGAGAUGCUCGAAUUUGCAUGUGUCAAUACAAGAGCUAGACAGACUUGAGAUUACGAACUCCCAAGUGCAGCCAAGAUCUGAUCUACAAGGUGCAGCUUAUUUGCCAUCAUAAACUUUUCCAAUGCAAAACUGGUAAAGCUUAGUUUGGCUCACGUUUUGCAUGGUACAUUGCAUUACUGCAUCACAAAUUUUGCAAUGUAAUAUAUAAAAUGUAUAAGAAGUGUGUUUUUACCUGUAUUUUUCUUUGAAUUAGCACUUGAACAUGUUUUAUAUAUGAUAUAAUAAAAAUUUCAAGCAUGUUUGAUAAGAUAAGGAAAAGUUUAUUUCAGAGGAAAGGGAUAUGCAGAAGUCCUUUCUUUCAGAUUUUUUCUAUGAGAUACUAGAAAAUAAUUUAGAUUGAACAGGCCAGAUCAAAGAAGGAUUAAACCGUGCUUGUAAAAACCAUCAAUGGAACCUUCCUCAUUAAGUUUACGAGCUUGGAUAUAUUUCUAUAUUAAGCUAUGGCUGAUCAGGAGAUACAAGUUGAAGAUGGGUUAUGAGCAAAUCUGCAACGUUAAGCACAGGCGUGCAUGGUGGAUUCUGGUUGUAAGUUUCAUGAUGUGAGCCUUGUUGCUUGCCAAUUCAUCUUCACAUUCCCGGAGAAUCUGUGUAGUGGUCAUGACAGCAUAGCUUGCUGUUUUAAGUUCAUCUUCACUUAGCCACAAAAGCAACAGCUUUAAAAUUUCUCAUAACAGAUUCGUUUGAGAAACAAACCCGAAGAGUUUUUUGUAAAGCAGCAGAUGUUGUAUCGAGCAACCUCUAUUAAAAUUUGUGUAUUUUGAGCUGGAAA